Messenger RNA from Misgurnus anguillicaudatus (oriental weatherfish), 3642 nucleotides. The record is from RefSeq and is a predicted model, not a curated record. NCBI's taxonomy places the organism in Eukaryota, Metazoa, Chordata, Actinopteri, Cypriniformes, Cobitidae.
AAGAAUUUGAGUUUGUGUGUGUAUAAUUUAUGUUUUGAUGCAUUAUUUACUUGUAUUUUUGUUAUGGUAACGGAAGGCUUUUAUUUUGAAAUGUAUGUUCAUGACCGCAUAUAGCGCGAGUAUGUGCUGUAUGUGCUAAUCAAUUCAGAGUGAAACGAGACCCAGAUGCAAACGGUUGUGGCCUCAAAGGUUUACGGUUUACAAAGGCUUAGUUCCUGGUUUAAGUGGAGAACAAGCUCUUACGGUGAUCUUCAGUAAUCUCACGGCAUUUAUGAUGAACAUUUGAAUAAAGCUUGAGGAUCAUCAGUUGAAGAGUCAGUAUUUAUUAAACCAGGGAGCUACAGUAAGAGCUUGUCCAUCGUCGACCCGCGGUGCUGCUUCAAGAGACUCCAUGGUUGGUGAAGGAAACUUUUAAUGCCAGCGUGCUCGUUGGAAACAACGUGACUGUUCUCUUAACGCCAUAAAGAUUAAAGCGAACACUCAGCGAACGAUUACACGAGUUUACGGGCAGCAAAUGGAUCGACUUAAUGGACUAUUUAAAGGAAGAGAGCUGUUGCAAGUGUUUGGUGGAUCGCAGUGAGUACCAAAGACAUAAAGUUAACUUUCAAGGGACAAUCGUCUUUGGUUGUUAUGCGUGAUUGAAAGAGUGACGGACAUUGCUUGCGCUUACAAUUUGCAUAUUAAUGAGCUAAUGUUGAAGUGUAUUGAAUAUAUCAAUUUCGCUUUCAAGAGUUAAUGUCUCAGCAUAUGUUUAAGUGUGUUUGCUGAGCACAUGUUAUGUAUUAACUUUGUGAAUGAUGUUAUGUGAUUUUGGUGAAUUAUAAAUGUAAGAGAAUGUCAAAAUCAGACGCAGGGUUAAAAGAAGUAAAUAAGCAAGUUGAUAGUCAACAUAUGGAAACUCAAAGUGAAAGUGCACGCCGCUCAAAGCGUACUCAUGUUCCUACUGAAAAAAUGUUAGCCUAUCAGCAAGAAGAGUGGCAAAAAAGGAAGAAAAAAAUUGUAUCUUUAUAUGAUCAAUGGAAAAUAGAAGCCCGUAGUGCACGUGAGCGUCUUAAAUUAGAUGCAUCAGAUACUCAGUUGGCUAUUUUAAUUGAUACAUUGGAAAUGGCUAAAAGUAAGGUCCUAGGUGCUUAUGAUGAAUAUAGGCAACGUGUAUCUCCUACUGUUGAGAUGAGAAGGAAAAUGGAUGCAUGUGUAGCAGUCACAACUGAUAUCUUUAAAAUUGCUAAUGAAAGAAUAACAGGUGUAGAUGGUGAUUUUGAUUCAGAAAAAGAGAAAAGACGUCUUCGUACUUUAUUAGAUCAUCAAUAUGCCCGUUCAAUCUUUGGUUCAACUGCUUCACAAGUUAGCCAAGAAACUAGUAACGCUAGUCAUUGCUCUGUUACAUCAAGCUUAGAAGCCAAGCGUAUAGAUGCUGCAGCGGAAGUAGCAGCUAAACAGGCUGCAUAUAAUGUUCUGCUAGAAGAGUCAAAGCAAAAGGAAAAAAUAGAGCAGCUAGAGGAACAGCAUAAAAGGGCUCUUGAAAUAGAGUUAAAGGAGUUAGAGCGAAUUCAUGCACAAAAGGAUCUGAAAGCAGCUCAAGCUAAACUAGAAGUAUACAGUCAAGAAGUUGAGAAAGAAAAGACUAUCUUAUCCAGAGAUUGCGCUAGUGCAGAAGGGUCAGAAUCAGAGUUUUCUGAAGUAAAUGUGAAAAAGAAGCAAGAAAACCAUCAACAUCUGCACCAUGCAACUGCAAAGCCUUCGGCUAAAGCACCAGUGACUGAUAUUCACCUUCUUGUUAAAGCAUUUCAAGAUGGCAUGACUAUGAGCAAGCUGCCAGUUCCAGAGCCUCCUGUUUUUACAGGUGACCCCAUUCAAUUUAUUGAGUUUAAGCAAUCCUUUAUGGCACUUAUUGAUCAGAAGAGCCUUUCGUCUGCUGACAAAAUGUUUUAUUUGAAAAAGUAUGUAAGUGGUUCAGCCAGAAAAGCCUUGGAAGGCACUUUUUUCAGAACAGAUGAUGUAGCCUAUCAAGAUGCCUGGUGUAAGUUAAAUGAGCGUUAUGGUCAGCCGUUUGUCAUUCAAAAGGCUUUUAGAGAAAAGCUAACAAACUGGCCUCGAAUUCAUCCAAAGGAUGCCAUGGGACUUCAAGCCUUCUCUGACUUUCUGAAUGCAUGCCAGGAUGCAAUGCCUCAUGUAAAAGGUCUCAAAAUUUUGAAUGACUAUCAAGAGAACCAAAAGCUUGUGCAAAAAUUACCUGAUUGGGCUAUUGGUAGGUGGAAUCGCCAAGUUACGCAGUCCCUUACUGAUAAGCAUGAGUAUCCUACUUUCAGAGAGUUUGCUAUGUUUGUAUCAACUGAAGCAGAGGUUGUUUGCAAUCCAGUUACCUCCUUUCAUGCUCUUCAUAAUGCAGAAAUUGCUGUUGAAAAGGUAAAUUUGAAAGAGACUAAGAGAAGCAGAGGUCGAGUUCUUUCUACUCAAUCAAGUGUACAAAGUCAAAUUGAGGUUAAGUCCACGAACAAAGUGCCAUGUAUAUUCUGCCAAAAGAGUAACCAUCAACUUAACAACUGUUACAGUUUUCUUAGUGAACCGCUGGAGGAGCGGCGAAGAUACGUGCAAGAGAAGCGGCUUUGCUAUGGAUGUCUGAAGUUUGGUCACAGUGCAAAGGAGUGUCGUUCCCGUUUUGUUUGUAACACCUGUAAAAGGAAGCAUCCAACCAGUUUGCAUGAUAACAACUUUGUGAAAAUUGUGAAAACUUCAUCUUCUGCAGUUCAGACCCAAAGUGACCCUGGUGGUACAAUGAAUGCAGUGGCCUUGAGCGUAGCUGGAGAAGAUCGCAACGUGUAUACCUCCAUGAUUGUUCCUGUCUGGGUGUCUGCAAAGCAAAAUCCAAGCUAUGAAAGAUUAGUAUAUGCAUUGUUGGAUUCUCAAAGUGAUACCACAUUUAUUGAUAAAGGUGUGAGUGACGAUUUACAAGCAACAACGUUCCCAGUAAGAUUGAAACUUACAACCAUGCUUGGGAAAGAUGUAGUGCUUCAAAGUGAGAGAGUAUCAGGACUUCAGGUGAGAGCAUACAAGUCAAGUAAUUAUAUCGAUCUGCCCCCUGUCUAUACCAAAGAUUGCAUACCAGCUAAUCGUAGCCAUAUUCCUACUCAUGAAGAUGCUGAAAAAUGGAAUCAUCUUGCAGUUAUUGCAGAAGAAAUACCUUCUUUACAGGACUGUGAUGUUGGCCUGUUAAUAGGUUAUAAUUGUUCAAGAUCAAUGGCUCCCAGAGAAGUGCUGAUAGGAGGGGAUGAUGAGCCCUACGCCAUUAGGACAGAUCUAGGAUGGAGUAUAGUGGGUCGUUCUUCACCGCAUCCUAACUUAUCUGAUUUCAGUAGACUCUGUCACCGUACAACAGUUAAGGAGCUUCCUCCUACCCUUAUGCAACAAAAAUAUACUGCAAGAAAUGAAGGAAUAGGUCGAGGAGAAGGAGGAGGAAGAGGAGGAGGGAGAGGAAGAGGAGGAGGGAAAGAAGGAGGACGUGUAGAAGGAGGAGAAAGAGGACAUGGUGAAGGUGAAGGGAGAGGACAUGAUGAAGAAAUAGGUCGAGGAGGAGGAGUAGGAAUAGGAGGAGGGAGAGGAGAAGGGAAAGGAGGAGGACGUGGCUAUGGAAGAGGCAUGUGA